Molecule: messenger RNA, 850 nt
Organism: Morone saxatilis (striped sea-bass)
Lineage: Eukaryota; Metazoa; Chordata; Actinopteri; Moronidae
Product: probable thiopurine S-methyltransferase
Molecular function (GO): thiopurine S-methyltransferase activity
Source: RefSeq, a predicted model, not a curated record
GAUGCUGGAGAGCAACAUUGAUAAAGUUCUCGCCGGACGGACAGGAGUUCGCUUCUUCUUCCCUCUCUGUGGCAAAGCUGUAGACAUGAAGUGGCUGGCCGACAUGGGCCACUCAGUGGUCGGGGUAGAGAUAUCUGAAAAGGCUGUAAAACAGUUCUUUGAGGAGAACAACAUGACCUACAGUGAGGAGCCUGUCCCUGCCAUACCUGGAGCAAAGGUUUACAAGAGCUCAGAGAGAAAUAUCUCCCUAUAUCAAUGUGACCUGUACAACUUUUCCAGUUCCAUUGAGGGAGAGUUUGGUGCAAUUUGGGACAGGGGAUCUCUAGUGGCCAUCAACCCAAGAGACAGAGAAAAGUAUGCUGCUCUCAUAGUGUCUCUCAUGGCCAAAGACUGCAGAUACCUUUUGGACACUUUGUUGUACAAUCCUGAAUUAUAUACAGGUCCUCCCUUUUUUGUGCCUGAUGAACAGGUACACAGCCUGUUUGGGAACAGCUGUGAUAUGGAACUGCUGCAGUCAGUGGAUGCCCUGACAGACAGACAGCGAGCCUGGGGGCUGGAUUACUUAAAUGAAAAUGUACACCUCAUCACUCCAAAGAGAAUUUAAAAACUAAUGUGUAAGUUUAGAGAGAUAAAAAAUUCGGAUAUUGGGCACGUCAUUGCAAACAUAGGAUUUGGGCGUGUUAUAUUUUUUUAAUGCUUAAGACAUCAAGUGAAGGUGCAUGGAAAUAAUGGAAAUAAUAUGUCAAGAGAUUUUCUAAAUACUAUUUUAAACUCAUUCAUUUUAAUAAAGCCUAAGAACUAACAUGUAAAGUUUUGACUGAUUGACAAAAUAAAACUUGUUUUGUAACAA